AUGCAGAAGUAUGGAAACGAUCCCAUCAACAUCAGUAUUAUCAAAGUCGACGAUGACAUCAAUGCGCUUGAUGAAAUUUUGUCAGACCUCCCAGAAGUGGCUUCACAGGCUCCAAAAGCUGAGUGGGACGUAAUCAGUGAUGAUGAUGAUCUCGCCGUUGUUGAUGAUGAUGAUGAUGGGAGUAAGAAAAUCGUUGGGAGCGAUGAUUUUAGAAAAGAAUUACACGACGGAAAAGAUGUUGACAACGGAAACGGAAGUGCUUGUGAUGACGUUGCAGUGGAUGACGCCAAUGUUGGUGACGUCAUAGAACGUGAAACUGUAAACAGAGGAAAUAAAGUAACCUUCAAGUGGCAAAUUGAUGAAAUCAUCGUGGCCGGCAACAAAAAUGAGGACCUGGAUAAAAAUGUUGGCAACAAGGUUGACAACAUUGUUGAAUCUCCUGAAUACGUUGUGGCAAGUAAGAAAGUCAAGAUGAAUGCUGGUAAUGAAAUUGAGAACGAAUUGAAUAACUUUAAUCAACCACAAAUUGAACAGCAACAAAAACAAAACAGCAAUCAGCAACAACAUCAACAACUAAAUGACUACCAGCAACAACAUCAACAACAAAAUGGUGACCAGCAACACGAGGAACAAGAAGAUACAGUCUUCAAAGUUCAUUUUGAAGUGUCCGCCUCUCUCGUUGAGAUUCCAUCAUCUUCCUCAUCUUCUUCCUCCUCAUCAUCAGUUUUCAUGGACGACAGCACUGAUUCACAUCACCAACAUCACCAUCACUACCACCAACAAGACAAACAAACAUCAACAAUAGCAACAACAACGAUAACAACGCCGACAUCAACAACAACAUCAACAAAGCCGAAUACAUCCAGCAAAGAUAGCUCCGACAAAACUUACAUUUACGAAAUACUCCAAGAAAAAUCGGCAACCGGAAACGAUCUCACUACCGGAUCCGAUUCCAAAAAUAGGGAUGUGCUGGUGACGAGGGUGUCCAUGCACGUGAACAAACACGCCAUUGAUGGCGUCAUCGAAAGAGAAACUGGGAAGCUGCAGUUCAUUCCGGAAGAUGAAGUAAACUGGGGAUAG
Molecule: messenger RNA, 1080 nt
Organism: Helobdella robusta
Lineage: Eukaryota; Metazoa; Annelida; Clitellata; Rhynchobdellida; Glossiphoniidae
Exons: 2
Coding region: 1-1080 (359 amino acids)
Source: RefSeq, a predicted model, not a curated record